AUGCAGGAGAACAUCAGCUCCAACGCAACAAUUCCAGUUGAAACUCAGGUCAGCACUGGAGUACUGGCACUGUGCUUUAUCAUUGGAAUCCCUGGCAACAUAGCGGUAGUGGUGAUGAUUCUCCGCAACUUCAAGAAGGACAACUUCACCCUGAGAUUGAUGCUGAAUCUGGCGGCCUCUGAUAUCCUGUGCUUGUCCACUCUGCCAUGGUUAAUCUGCAACUUGCUCACCAAUUGGCAAAUGACUCAUUCAAUUUGCAAACUACUCGUUUUGAUGGUGUAUAUUAGUCUAGUCAACAGUGUGAUGACAGUGAGUCUGAUGAGUGUCCAUCGCUACUUUGCUGUUCUUCACCCAUACCUUUGGAACAAACUGGGGAGGAGAGGCGAGAUCGUGCUGAUCUUAUCACUGUGGAUACUAGCUUGCAUCUUGUCCUCCCCAACCCUCGUGACUUUUGUGGUAAAGGUGAAACACGGAAAGUACGAGUGUGAUCCACAAUUCAGCUCGGAUGGACAGAGAGCUGGAAUUCGCUUCUGUGAGACACUUUUUGGGUUUGUUAUUCCUUUUAGCAUUCUUGUCGUGUAUUACAGCUCCCUCCACAAGAAAGUCAACGAGACGGCCUUCUUUACCAGCAAGAGACUCACCAAGCUGGUCCGUAACAUCAUAGUCACAUUUUUUGUCUUCUGGAUUCCGUUUCAUGUAAUGAAUGUAAUUGAUAUGUUGGCCAUUUCUCUGAAGUCAUCCCAUCCAGAUGCAUCAGCAAAGCUGACUGACUUCUACAAUUCAGCUGAGGAUAUUGUCAUCAGCUUUGCCUUCAUCAACAGCUGUGUGAACCCUUUUCUGUAUGCCUUUGCAUCUAAAAGUCUUCGCCAUGGCAUAGAUGAAGACACAGAUGUAGCUGAUAAUGGUUUGCAAAAUACCAGUGUGGCUGUUACUUUGUGACUUCUUGCCAUCAGUCUGGCUAGCAGAUACGAUCUCUCUGCACUGUGCAACUGCC
Molecule: messenger RNA, 994 nt
Organism: Engraulis encrasicolus (European anchovy)
Lineage: Eukaryota; Metazoa; Chordata; Actinopteri; Clupeiformes; Engraulidae
Product: leukotriene B4 receptor 1-like
Exons: 1
Coding region: 1-939 (312 amino acids)
Biological process (GO): cell chemotaxis; calcium-mediated signaling; G protein-coupled receptor signaling pathway
Cellular component (GO): membrane; external side of plasma membrane
Molecular function (GO): C-C chemokine binding; C-C chemokine receptor activity
Source: RefSeq, a predicted model, not a curated record